Messenger RNA from Mya arenaria, 1514 nucleotides. Its product is annotated as cilia- and flagella-associated protein 20. Gene Ontology annotation, cellular component: motile cilium; ciliary basal body. The transcript has 5 exons. Bases 99 to 674 code for a protein of 191 amino acids. Lineage: Eukaryota; Metazoa; Mollusca; Bivalvia; Myida; Myidae. The record is from RefSeq and is a predicted model, not a curated record. Gene Ontology annotation, biological process: positive regulation of cell motility; regulation of cilium beat frequency involved in ciliary motility; cilium assembly.
UUCACUUAACGACUUGAAGCGAAGAGAGUAAGACGUGUGUCAGUCGGUGGUGGAAAAUAAAAAAGGUUUUGUGUUUGUAGUGACAGUUAAUUAACAAAAUGUUUAAGAACACAUUUCAAAGUGGUUUCUUGUCAAUCCUGUACAGCAUUGGGAGCAAACCGUUGCAAAUUUGGGAUAAAAAGGUGCGAAAUGGACACAUAAAACGUAUCACAGACAACGACAUCCAGUCACUAGUUUUAGAAAUCGUUGGAACUAAUGUUAGCACAACCUACAUCACAUGCCCAGCAGACCCAAAGAAAACACUCGGCAUCAAACUGCCAUUCUUGGUGAUGAUUAUCAAGAACUUGAAAAAAUACUUCACAUUUGAAGUUCAGGUAUUAGACGAUAAGAAUGUCCGAAGACGGUUCAGGGCUAGCAACUACCAGAGCACAACAAGGGUGAAGCCAUUUAUCUGUACUAUGCCAAUGAGAUUGGACGAUGGAUGGAAUCAGAUUCAGUUCAACUUGUCAGACUUCACCAGAAGAGCGUAUGGAACGAACUACAUUGAAACCCUUAGAGUACAGAUCCAUGCAAACUGCCGAAUCCGCCGUGUGUAUUUCUCAGACAGAUUAUAUUCAGAAGACGAAUUACCAGCAGAGUUCAAGCUUUAUUUACCUGUGCAAAACAAGAAAUAACCUCACCACUGACUCUAAUCAUUAUAAACAUUGUACAUACAUUUGGAAAUCUCUACUCAAGGAACAUUUAAUGGAAAUAAAACCUUACAAAAUACAAAGUUAUGGAAUAUUUAAUAGUCAAAACCAUUUUAAACAAAUAAAUAGUGGAUAUUUUUAACAUGUUUUUUUUUAUUUUACAUAAUUUGAAAAUGUCAUAAAUUGUUGAGGCCUUCCAUUUUUGGGAAAGUUAUUGAAAACAACAUGUACACAUCUACUCAGACACUUAUUUUGAAUUUAUGUGCUUAAGUGUUCAGUGACACAGAUGAUGCUUGUUUGAUGUUUGAAUGGAAUGAAACAUGCAACAGACUGUGCUAAAAUGUGGAGAUUCAUCUCCAGAUUAAUCCAGUCCAAUUUUACUGGAUGGUACAAAAGAUCUGAUUAAAGAGAGUCUGUUUACAAUGACUGUUCGGGUUAGAUUUGUGAGAUUCGUGCAGAUAUUGAUUGCACAAGUCUUUUUUUACAUGCUAUGUUAUUAUAAAAUGUUUCGUUUCAAGAUCCAAAAAGUUUCAAAGAUGUGAUUUUAUUUGGGGUAGCUCACAUGUAUCUCUUGUGAUGCUAAAUGUCUUUGUAAAUUUAUUUCUUUUUCCAAAAAUAAGUUACCUCAAAUAUUGUCGAAUUCUUGUGAAAUAUAUGAAAAAUUGCCAAUUUUUGUCAAUGUAUUUGUUUACAUUUAUUGUUAGUACAAUACCUGUACCUAGUAUCUUUCAUCCCAAAAUGAAUUGUACCAUAUAAUGCCUGUGUUAAGGCUUCACUUUAGCAUUUAAUAAAAUUGUCUGUGAGAUAUUAAAUUUAAUUAAAGUU